UUCGUCACACUCCUUGCCGCUGAGACGCGCUGGAUUUUUAAUCGUGUACAUCACGUCACGAAUAAAUCGUAAGCAAACGAAGAGGGAAUAUUGCAUGGCCGUAUUUGGGGGAGUACAUUUUCCAAUAUUACCAGGUUGCAAGCCAAGAGACCUUUGACAUCCAUGUGGAUGUUGUGGAUAAAGUUUUGGAUCUUACAGAUUUACUUUGCGAUUUAAAAAGAUGGCAGAGUCCAUGCAGUCAGGUGAUCAUUCAGAACAACCUGAGGUUCACUUCACCCAAUAUCUCUUUGUUGGUAAAGAAUACCCAAAUUAUCAGCCAGGCUGUUGGUUUGUUCAUAAAUAUUAUGAGCAAAGUCGUGUCACUUCCAUCGGCAAGUUAGCUGAACGAGAUAACCCAUUGGUACCGAUCGAACUCAUCAAGAAAGCUUUCGAUAGUGGGAUGGUACCGAAUCCGGAAACGCUUGUGUUUGCACUAGCAUUAUGUGCUAGGCAGAAAAAAGAAAGUUUGCGCCAUGCUGCCUACGAUGCAGUAAAAACGAUUUGUACAACACCACAGCACUUCAUUUUAUUCACAAAAUUUGCUUCUGAAUUGGCCAAAAGUGCUCCAGAGCCGAAACAUGGUUGGGGUAGCGGUUGGCGUAAAGCUGCAAGUGACUGGUAUUUGUCUAAGGAUGCGAUGGAAUUAGCUAAGUGUGUGACAAGAUACAAAGGCAGAUAUGGCUGGAGUCACAAGGACAUUAUCAAAUUGUCUCACCCUAAAACAACUGAUAUUGCAAAACAGGCAGUUCUGAAGUAUAUAUUGUUCGGCUUGAAAGUUGCGAAGCAAGAGUUUUCCGAUAAACCGGAUGCUGCUGAGGUCCUUGAAUACAUUCAAAAAGUAGAAGAUUUUAAGCACUGUGAAGAUGAAGUGGUGGCUGGGAGGCUUCUGGAAAUUCAUAAUCUAUCAUUAGAACAUGUUCCUGGGCAUUUAUUGAAAUCUAGAGAGGUAUGGAAUUCAUUGAUACCAACAAUGAGUAUAACCAUGCUGUUGAACAACUUGCAAAGAAUACAUAAUAUUGGAUUACUCAAACCUUACGCUGUGGAAGCUGAUAAAAUAAUUGACGUGAUCACGGAUAAAGAGAGGCUGAUCCGCGAAAAUGUACACCCUGCUCUCGUGCUUAUAACGAUAAAGAAUUAUGAAAAAUCUGGAAAACCUUUGUCAUAUGAAAAGCAAAAAGUUAAAGAUGCUGCUAAGAAACCAUCACCUCCACCGAUAAGACCAAAUCGAAAAAUUAUCGAAACUCUGUAUAAGACGCUUGGCUAUUCAUUUGAUUUGCAGAUCCUGAAGCCAACUGGUUUGCAAUAUAUGAUCACGAUAGACAUGAGCAAGGCUAUGCAAGAGAGUCGAGUCUGGCAAUGUGGUAAUAUCAAUGCCGCAGAGGCGGGUUGCUUGAUCGCUCUCUGUCUUCUCCGAUGUGAAAAAAAUGUCACGGUGGCAACAUUCAAAAAUACUGGAGUUCACAUUGUCAAUCUAGACAAAAUGUACACAAAUGCAUCUCUAGGGCAAAUUUUCAAAAAGAUGAAACAAAUGCCAACCGGACCGGUUAAUUUAGAGAAACCUAUCAUAUGGGCAGCUCAAGAAAAAAAGAAGUACGAUGUCUUCAUCAAUGUCGUAGAUGUUAUUGACAAAAGAUUCGGGAAUGGAUCAAGAAUUGACAAUCCCAGACGAGCCAUCAAAAAUUAUCGAAGCAAAAUGUCACAAGACAAUGCAAAACUAGUGACCUGUGCGAUGACAACUCCACAAAUAGGAAAUCCGAUUGAUGAAGACAAAAACGUUCUCACCAUUUGCGGGUUUGACGCGAACGUUCCGAAAAUUAUAGAAGCUUUUGCAAGAUCUCUCUUUUAAAUAAUGAAGAUAUCAAUUUCUGCUAACAGCCACAACUAAGGAAAUCUAUUCCCAUCAACUGAGGAAAUCUAUUAUGUGUUUGAAAAUUGAUGACCAUCGUGUGAAGGUAUCAUUUACAUAAUUAGUUAUCCACAAUGCAAAAGCAUAUAAUUAUGAGCUAUGCAAUCACGCGUACCGCACCGAUGUAACGUUACGUUGCAGCUGUUAGACAUUGAAUAUUUAUAUCUUUGGACUCAAUCUUUACUCUUCUCAUCUAGAGGGUAACUUGCAACAGGAACAAAGCUUCAGGUUGAUCGACAACAUUGUUUACAUUCAGAAUAUUAUCUGUAAAAAUUCGAACCUCUGAAAGAGUUUUGCAAGAACAUCAACAAAUAAAUCAAUAUCGUAUGGUACGACAAACGAUAAAAGUGAGGAAUAACUACACAUAACUGCCUAAAAUGUCUUUUCUUUAAAGUAGGGUGACGACGAUUCAUACAGACACAUCUUUUGAUAACUUCCAAACCAUUUGUCGAUUCAUAGCUUCAGUCGCAUGAUUCUACAAAGAUGUUAAUCUAGACCUAUGACAUGUUUUACUACAAUCGAUAUGGCAGCACUAUUUAAGAUAUAACUUGACGCACGGUCAAGAUUUUUGCCAUGUAAGUGUAUGAUUUGCUUCUUGAACGUUUUUAAUCAUUCUGUUGCGGUAAUCAGAUGCAGAUCUGUAUCAGAAAAAUCAAAGUAUGAGUGUAGAAAGCGGCAAGUCGGGGCUUUGUUUGUUUUUCUCAUUUCUAAAUGAUAUUAUGUUUCUUUUUUUGAUAAUAACGACUGUUUUUAGCGGGGUGAUUAAAUGUCUGAAAAUUAGACGUUCUACUAAUAAAUUAUGCGAAGAAAUUUCCAUGACGAAUCGACUCAGCCCAUAAGUUCUGAGAAUACUUACGGUAUCCGUACAAUAACACUCUCUAAAUGAGAACAAAUCCAUCACCCAAUGUUUUGCAUAAUAAAUUUUUAACAAUAAGUUAAUGUCAUUAUCAGAUAAUGAUUCUUGUGAUUAGAAUUAGGAGUAAUCCGCACUACUUUCAUUAAUAUUUUUCUUUUCCUGUGAUCUUAUUAGUGUGCAUCUGCUUUCCCCAUUUUACAGGAAUUUACAAAAUCAUUAUAUGAGAUUGAUCCUAUGCACUAACAGUAAGAGUAAGAAAGCUGGCGUUAAGUGUGGCAGUAUUUUCUGGUACGAUAUACUGCAACACAGGAAUAAUGAUACUCAAAAAUACAUUUUGCAUAGGAACACUUAUUUUGUUUUUAGUUUAAUCCUGCUUCAUACCAUGGGUUCGCGGUAAUUUAUUUAUAACGUCAUUAUAAUAGCUUAAUGAUCUAGAAACUCGCACACUCCCGACAAGCAGAAAAAAAACAAAAAAGAAACAUAUAUUCAAAAAAAUGCAAAAAAAAAUCAAUGAAAAAUGAACCAUAACGAUGAAAGAAAUUUUCACUGUGAUACGCAUUUAGCCCCAAAGAAUAUAAGCUUACACUUUUUAGUAUAAUUUUACUGUUAUUUCAUAUUCGCCAUUAUGUCCAAAGUGACGGCAAUUGAUAAUUUAUACCACUACUGUCAUACUGUGAUACAAAAUACAUUGUUAUUGUUAAAACUAGGGAAAUGAAUAAAUAAAGAUGUGCUUAGGGAGUGUGCUUAGGUAUAAUUAAUUUGUUAAUUAGUCCUAAACUAACGUAAGAAAUUUUCCUGAUAAUCCGUGAUAUCUAAUGAUAUCAAUAGCUUUGUUCAAUAACAUUGCAUCGCUAUCACUAAUAUUUAUGUAUGCGAUUAUUAACUUCACUGUUUAGUUUUUGUGUGCUAUUAGAAACAUCAAAUAGUUUACUGAAUUUUCAUUUUCUAUCACCUCGUUACAACUUUUCAGUUGGAAACAAUACGAUGGUCUCGAAGAAUCAGUAUUUCUUCUUUUUUUCUCAAUUCAAUUUUCAGAAAUAUUCACAAAAUUUUGUAUUCAUUGGUAGGCGAUGACUUUUUCUCGGAAAUAUACAAAAAAAUGAAACAAAAAAAUGGAAAUCUAUUACGUAAAUAUGUACUAGAUAAAAGUUCAUCAUUACAGAUGUAAGUUUGACCAGAAGCAUUCUAUAGGUACUGAACAAUACAUAAAAUAUGUUACAAUUUAUGUAAUCAUAUUCAACAACAGCACAACUAUUCAGAUUGCAUAUGAGAAUCUAUGGAGCAUAGUUUGCAUUUUGAGCUGUCUGAAACAUUGUGAUUUUUAUUGUGAUUCACUCAUACCGGUGUUGUUAAAGGACAUUCAUGUUCAAUGUAAACACAUCGUAUGAAACAAACGUAUGUAUGAUUAGUUUCUGUAGAUCAAAAUUCCACUGUUGCACUUCCAAACAUGUCUAAUAAUUAAUAGACAAAGAGUAUUUAGUAACAUUGACACGUGAGCAAUAUUUUACAAGGUAUCCAAAAUUCAAUGGGAUAUUUAUUCAUCAACUGAUUGAUUCACAGAAUCGGAAUUAGGUAAUUUAUUGAUCAUUUGAUACUGGCAAAUUGGCCGUUGACACGUCUCUAAACCAACCCAAUUUCAAGAAGAUAAGGUAAAAUAUAUGUGAUCAUCAAAGCUCAUGCAAUAUCUCAAGUCAUUUGUUGACAUUAGUUGAUUUGUAUACACAGGUUAUCGAAAUAUUUUUUAUUCAUUGUUCAAAUAAUCAAAUUUGGGAGAGGAAGCGAUUUUUCCAUUCAAUUCAUUUUAUAUGAUGCUCGUUGCAGUGCUAUAGAACAAAAUAUUAAGCUGAAAAUUCGUACGUGAAGAGGCCUUGAAAACCUUCAUAAUCACUAGAGUAGGUAAUAUUCUGGUAAUACGGCUGCUGGUAAAUAGUAAAUUGGGUUCACUGCAAAUUCGUAUUGCAAUCCUAACGUUAUUUUUAUACCUAAUUUGUAUUGAUUGACAUGAAAAAAAAAACUCAAAAAAAUUUACAACCUGUAAUUCUUGGCAAUGAGGAUAGAUAUUUUUAGUAAUUUUUAGUAUGUUGUAUCAAGAUAAACUUAUUUAUAAGUAAUACAAUAGACAAACGGUUAUUCAUUUACAAAUUACGUAAUGAUGUUACACUACCAUGAAUCAUAACAGUAAUCGUGAUUUUAUUGCUAUUUUAUAGAAAUCUUGUAUAACUAUGAAAAGGCAAUAGGAUAUCAUAGCGAAAUAAAUUCUUACUGAACAAAAAAAAAA
Messenger RNA from Athalia rosae (coleseed sawfly), 5079 nucleotides. Its product is annotated as RNA-binding protein RO60-like. The record is from RefSeq and is a predicted model, not a curated record. Bases 221 to 1885 code for a protein of 554 amino acids. The transcript is spliced from 8 exons. Gene Ontology annotation, cellular component: ribonucleoprotein complex. Gene Ontology annotation, molecular function: RNA binding. NCBI's taxonomy places the organism in Eukaryota, Metazoa, Arthropoda, Insecta, Hymenoptera, Athaliidae.